Pecten maximus is the source of this 706-nucleotide messenger RNA. Its product is annotated as dCTP pyrophosphatase 1-like. Lineage: Eukaryota; Metazoa; Mollusca; Bivalvia; Pectinida; Pectinidae. The coding region runs from base 223 to 675 and encodes 150 amino acids. The transcript is spliced from 5 exons. Gene Ontology annotation, biological process: nucleoside triphosphate catabolic process. Gene Ontology annotation, molecular function: nucleoside triphosphate diphosphatase activity. The record is from RefSeq and is a predicted model, not a curated record.
UUUUAAUAUCCCUACGCCUGUUAUAUGUUUUUAGUAGUCUCGCAUUCCCCAGACUCUCGUUCGAGACUGCAUCAAACGAUUUGAGGCAGUCUCGAGCGAGGACAAGAGUCUGGGGAAUGAGGGACUAAAAGUGAAGCAGUGCGAAAUGCUUCUGCGCAUGUGCAAUGAAAAUAGAAUUACACCACGAGACCGACGACAUACUUCCAAUCAUCGUGAUAGAAAAUGGCUGAAGGUGAUCAUUCACUGACAAAGUACUCCAAGAAUGGCCCAACAGAGAAAGGCAUCCAAUAUGACGACAAGGAAUUUAAAUUUAGUGACGAUCCUUCACUUGAGAAGAUAAGAGAACUCAUGUCCAUAUUUGCUAAAGAAAGAAACUGGAAUCAGUAUCAUACUCCCAGAAACAUAUUACUUGCUCUGGUCGGGGAGGUGGGGGAACUGGCUGAAAUAUUUCAGUGGAAGGGAGAGGUUAAGGAAGGUUUACCAGAUUUCACAGACAAGGAGAAGACACACGUUGCCCAAGAGAUGAGUGACGUCAUGCUUUACCUGGUACGCUUAGCUGACAGGUGUCAUAUUGAUCUCCCGACAGCAGUAAUCAACAAAAUGGAACAAAACAGACAAAAAUACCCGGCUGAUAAAGUUUAUGGUAAAAGUGACAAAUAUACGGAAUACCAAUGACAAUAUCACAAUAAAGAUCACUGUUUAUAAU